Molecule: messenger RNA, 1468 nt
Organism: Hyposmocoma kahamanoa
Lineage: Eukaryota; Metazoa; Arthropoda; Insecta; Lepidoptera; Cosmopterigidae
Product: transmembrane protein 135-like
Exons: 10
Source: RefSeq, a predicted model, not a curated record
GAUGCGCCCGCGCUGGUUCUAAGUACUAAUUUAAUGUUAAAUUAGUUCACAUUCAGAUUUCGCGGAAAUAAAUUUUUAAAUUAAUUUAUAAGGAACAUUUUAAUUUUUUUGCACUCAGUUGUGUUCUUAUAGUGAAAAUUAUUGUGAUUUUAUGUGAUUUUUAAUUAGAUUAGUAUUUGGUGAUUACUUUGUUUUUAACAAAACAAAGAUUGCCCUAGGAAAAGCACCCUGGAGAAGGCUAAUAUACCAAAAUGGUAGAAGUAAGCAAGCACCUCUUCGACCAAACUUGCAGAGACAUCGACUGCCAUAUCUUGCUCCAUUAUUAUGAUUCGAAUUGCUGGACAGCGUUUCCUGAAACUUUUAGGAGGACUUGCAUUGGUAGUGCUAGGUUUUAUGCUAUCGUUUAUUUGGUCCAAAUAUUAAUGCGCGGGCGGAAGAUGCGAAAAAAAGAAGAAUGGUACAAAAUAUUCGAGUAUUACUUGAGGUCCACGGCUAUGGGGAUUUGCAUUGGUACCACAACGUCAGUUUUCGGCUGCAUAGCUAGACGGAUGAUGGGAAAUAAAUUUCAUUAUCACACUUACCUGUGGAUACCGAAUAUGAUCAACGGUUUGUUCAUAUUCAUGGAACCCGCCAAAAGAAGAGGCCUAGUCAUCAACUUAUUUGUUAACUUGCUAAUUGAGUACUGGCUAAGAACAUUACAAAGAGACAACUACAUCACAAUGACAAGAUCAAAGCAAACACUUUUGUUCAUGAUUGGUAGUGCUUUUCUUUUCUACCUCAUGAGGCUAGAAGGCGACAAAGAACAGAGGACACCUUUAUUCUGGUAAAUAUGUAAUUUUAUCUGCUCGCAUAGGGGUCAAACUCACCGCUAUGUAUUUCAGGGUUAUUCGACAUACUUCGGCGUGGGUUUAGCAAUAUCCAUGGUUCGAGUCCUGCUGCCCAAGAUCAUGACUCCCCUCAAGGCUCUGUCCUCCAUCAGAGGAAAACAUUUCAAGAUGGCGCUGUUCUUUGGCGGAUAUAUUGGUAUUUACAGAGCUGUGAUAUGCUACUUAUGUCGUAGCAAAGGUUGCGACUCGGCGUUAUUUGCCCUGCCUGCCGGAUACCUUGCUGGACUAUCGUUCUUAUUCAACCCGAACCUUGGAAUGUCGAUAGCUUCCGCCACUGCUGCAGCUAAGCUUUAUUCAACAAUCCUCUACGACAAGAAGAUUCUGCCAACAAGUGUGCCUUUACCAGAGUUACUGUUCUGUAUAAGUCAAGGAACAUUGUACCACGCGCGAUUUAUGCAUGCAGAUGUAUGUCCCGGAUAUGUGUUCAAUCUUAUGAAGACUGUUAGCAAUGGAAUUACGGAGACGCUCUACGAAAACUUCUUAGGGAUAAUAAAAAAAACUUUAUAGUAAUGUGAAUUAGUUAAUAUUUCAGAUCAGUAACUUAAGAAGACUGCUAAUCUCUAUAGUACAGAUCGUAACUC